Molecule: messenger RNA, 659 nt
Organism: Dermochelys coriacea (leatherback sea turtle)
Lineage: Eukaryota; Metazoa; Chordata; Testudines; Dermochelyidae
Product: histone H2B 8
Exons: 1
Coding region: 22-402 (126 amino acids)
Cellular component (GO): nucleosome
Molecular function (GO): DNA binding; protein heterodimerization activity; structural constituent of chromatin
Source: RefSeq, a predicted model, not a curated record
GUGACAGAACACAGAAGAAAAAUGCCGGAGCCAGCAAAAUCUGCUCCCGCUCCCAAGAAGGGCUCUAAAAAAGCCGUGACCAAGACUCAGAAGAAAGGCGAUAAGAAGCGCAGAAAGACUAGGAAGGAGAGUUAUUCCAUCUACGUGUACAAAGUGCUGAAACAAGUUCACCCAGACACCGGCAUUUCCUCUAAGGCCAUGGGGAUCAUGAACUCGUUUGUAAAUGACAUCUUCGAGCGCAUUGCGGGGGAAGCGUCUCGCCUGGCUCAUUACAACAAGCGCUCGACCAUCACUUCCCGGGAGAUCCAGACCGCCGUGCGCCUGCUUCUGCCGGGGGAGCUGGCCAAACACGCGGUGUCUGAGGGCACUAAGGCCGUUACCAAGUACACCAGCUCCAAGUAAAUGGUUUGUUGUGAGACUACCUACACCUUUAACCCAAAGGCUCUUUUAAGAGCCAUCCAUUUUCUCACCCAAAGAGCUUUGAUAUCAGUAAUUGCUGUUGCUUGUGUUUUGCAAACUCCAACAAAGCAUAUUUUAAAAAUAUUAAUGUGCUUUAGUCUCAGCGACUUGUGAAAGUAUUUUUUUCAUUGCAUAUGCUCCCUAUAUCGUGGGGGACUAAUUUCGCUCUAGUAAAUGUGGCAUUAAGUCAAUUUAAACUA